AUCUCCUCGCCACACGACUGCAGCGAACUUGUCCGUACUUCCUUCGCCGAGACAUUUCCUGAGUCUUGAGCACAUUUCCACUCCGGUCAUGUCGGUCAAGGGUGCACUCAACACGCUGGGUGCCUUUGGCAGCGCCUUGACCAUCAUCGGCUUUGGCCAGUCCAACAUCCCGACCUACGAGCCAGCGGGCACCUCCGUCAGGAUCAAGGCUGGCAGAUCCACGGUCGACGCAGAAGAAAACGACCUCGGAGGCCAGAUUGGUGCCGUGUACGGUUACAACGGCGAUAACGAAUUCAUCGGCCAAUCCACGAAUGCUCUCGUUCGGGAGGCAGACGAGAUAGACUUCAUCAUUGACCAGGAUUCUCCGGCCGAACAGGCAGUCUACGUCAGCGUGUCCGCCCGCAACGAUGCCAUAUGCGCUUCGUGGAUUGCGGUCGAGUAUCGGGACGCUUCGUCCGGCGGCGGCGGUGCUUGGACGGGCGACGUCGGUCGACACUGUGGUCAGCGCUGGGCAUGGGGUCGCGAGGUGGCUGGGAAGAAUCCAGACGGAACCGAUUGGGAGCCUGCCUGCACUUGGCUCGACGCCAACUUCACCAAUAACACUCUGAGCACGUCGAUGAAAUUCAAGGCUUCGGAUUAUGGUGAUCUUGCCAACCAGACUCUUGCCGAAGGCCGCGAAUGCGACGCAACCAUCUUCGCUCGCGAGGGUGGUCCCAUCGCUGGGAAGCCACAGAAGAGAGACCUCCCUCCACGACCCCAAAGCAUCGCCGACGAGCUCGU
Messenger RNA from Zymoseptoria tritici IPO323, 780 nucleotides. RefSeq lists its product as uncharacterized. NCBI's taxonomy places the organism in Eukaryota, Fungi, Ascomycota, Dothideomycetes, Mycosphaerellales, Mycosphaerellaceae. The annotation marks the transcript as partial. The transcript is spliced from 4 exons. The record is from RefSeq and is a predicted model, not a curated record.